Nicotiana tabacum (common tobacco) is the source of this 3126-nucleotide messenger RNA. Lineage: Eukaryota; Viridiplantae; Streptophyta; Magnoliopsida; Solanales; Solanaceae. The record is from RefSeq and is a predicted model, not a curated record.
AAAAAAAAAAAAAAAAAAAAAAAAAAAAAACAUCUUCUCUCCCCCUUUAACCGGCAAAUUCCAAUGGCAACAGCAAAUUAAAACUAGGGUUUCAACAGAAUUCUUGUUCAAUCAACUAUGGUGGAAAAAAGGAAACCUUUAGUUCUUUCUUCCACUAAAAAUCUACUAAAUUCACUUUUAAAUUCAGAAAAUAAAUCCCAGAUUGAAACCCAAAUUCCAUUUUUGCCAAAAGUACAAUUGAGAGCUGGAGUUCUUAAAAUAUCAAAAGACGACAUUGUUAAUCUUGAUGAUUCUGCUUUGGUGGGGAUAACUACUUCUCAACUUAGAAGACUUUGUAUUACUUCCGGCUCACUGGUACUCAUUAAAAAUGUCAAUACAAGUCAACAAAGAAUUGGACAAGUGGUAGUUCUAGAUCCUCCUAGUUGUGACCAAGUUUUAUCCGGACGUAGCUCAUCACUGCCACAUUCCUCCGGGAUAGCAUUUCUCUUGCCAUUAUAUAGCUAUCAUGAUUCUCAUAUAAAACCAGAUGGAGAAGUUGCCUAUUUAUCUCCGAUUCUAGCAUUUAACCUUAAUUUACAUUUGUCAUGCUUGAAAUCAAUGAUUCAACAAGGGAAAGAAGCUUUGUCACCACUAUUUGAGGCCAAAUCGAAUAACAUAGUGAGUGGAAAAGACAAUGUUCUCGUCACUCUAGAAUUUGAACCUUUGGAUCAGUUGCCAAAAUAUGCCACACACCUGCGGGCUUCUUUUGUGAAGAUACCAGAAUGUGGGAGUCUAGAUUCAGUUAAAAAAGAUUCAUCUACAGAAGCUGAAGACCGUCAAGAGUUGAUCGAUAUAGAAUUGAACAAGUACUUUGAAGUAGAUAGACUUCUUUCGAGAGGUGAUCUUUUCAGUGUAUGCAUCAAUUGGGAUUGCAAAUCGGCUCUGUGCAUCCCUUGCAGUCAAAAGAAGCAAAAUGGUGGUUCUGACCUCAUCUAUUUCAAGGUUGUGGCCAUGGAACCUUCUGAAGAACCUAUCCUAAGAGUCAACCGUACUCGAACUGCCCUUGUACUUGGAGGGAGUGUACCUUCUGCUGUUCCUCCAGAUUUCUUAGUUCCUCGACCGCGAGGUUCUCUGCCUUUACAAAUGAGCACUGUGAAGACUUUAGCCUCCAUACUUAUGCCACCAUUAUGUCCAUCAGCCCUUUCAUCAAAAUUUCGAGUUGCUGUGUUGUUGUAUGGUUUGCCUGGGUGCGGGAAGAGAACUGUGGUUAAAUUUGUUGCUCGUCAAUUAGGCCUUCAUGUGGUGGAAUUUAACUGUCAAAGUGUAUUUGCAAAUUCUGAUAGAAAAACAUCUUUUGCCCUAGCUGAAGCUUUCGGCAUGGCUCGCAGAUACUCGCCUACAAUCCUUCUUCUUCACCAUUUUGAGGUCUUCAAGAACCUGGUCUCUCACGAGGGUUCACCACAUGACCAAGUUGGUAUGAACUUAGAGGUUGCAUCCGUCAUAAAGGAAUUUACUGAGCCAGUUGCUGAAGAUGAAGAAAUCUACUCAGAGGGAAAGUCAAAUGCUCAUGACGUAAGAUGUAUUCCAAGUUCCUUUACUUUUCAUGUCUCCGUGUCCGUUGUCCGCUCAUAGUCAUACGAGCUAAGACCCUCAUCUCUUCCUUUCUGUUAUUUUCUAGAUUACUGAAGUUGUGGGUGUCAUUUGUUGUCGUUUUUAUUGCAGACUUCUUUGGAGGACCUUGUGAAAGAUUUGGUUGGUCAGACAUCAGGAUUCAUGCCAAGAGAUCUGCGAGCUUUAGUUGCUGAUUCCGGUGCAAAUCUAGUCCUUAGUCGUGGUAGUGAGGAAGUCGAGGUUGAGAAUGGAAAUCUGAAAGAGCUUUCUCAUGAGAGCAAGCCAAUCGAGAAUAAUGGCUCGCAUGACUCGACAAAGUCCCUAAGCAAAGAAGAUGUAAUGAAAUCACUGGAACGAUCAAAGAAAAGAAAUGCAUCAGCACUGGGUACUCCAAAGGUUCCAAAUGUCAAAUGGGAAGAUGUCGGUGGUCUUGAAGAUGUGAAGAAAUCAAUUUUGGACACUGUACAGCUGCCUCUUUUACACAAGGACUUGUUUUCGUCUGGAUUGCGCAAGCGAUCUGGUGUUCUUUUCUAUGGCCCACCUGGUACAGGGAAAACUUUACUGGCAAAAGCUGUUGCUACCGAAUGCUCCCUGAAUUUUCUCAGUGUGAAAGGGCCCGAGUUGAUAAACAUGUACAUAGGAGAGUCAGAGAAAAAUAUUCGGGACAUUUUUCAGAAGGCUAGAUCAGCUCGACCAUGUGUCAUCUUCUUCGAUGAGCUUGAUUCUCUUGCUCCUGCCCGGGGUGCUUCUGGAGACUCCGGCGGUGUAAUGGAUCGAGUGGUUUCUCAGAUGCUUGCAGAGAUUGAUGGCUUGAACGACUCUACCCAGGACUUGUUUAUUAUUGGAGCUAGCAAUAGGCCUGAUCUUAUUGAUCCUGCCCUUUUGAGGCCAGGCCGAUUUGAUAAGCUCCUUUAUGUUGGUGUGAAUUCUGAAGCCUCUUAUAGGGAGAGGGUCCUUAAAGCGCUUACACGGAAGUUUAAAUUGAAAGAAGAUGUAUCUCUACUCUCAAUAGCAAAAAGGUGUCCUCCAAACUUCACAGGUGCUGACAUGUAUGCACUGUGCGCUGAUGCUUGGUUUAAUGCUGCGAAACGCAAGGUAUUAGCUGCCAGUUCGGAUUCAACUGGCUCAGAUGAUGUGGAUGACUCGAUCGUCGUGGAAUAUGAUGAUUUUUUAAAGGUCUUGGGAGAGAUCUCUCCCUCGCUGUCAAUGGCCGAGCUUCAAAAGUAUGAGUUGCUCCGUGAACAGUUUGAAGGAUCAUCAAGAUGAUAGAGAGGGGUUGCUCGCAAUCUGCCUCCUACCGGCCCAUAAUCUUCUGCCCUUCUUUCUAAAUGGGGAUGGCCGAUGCACCUCAUCUUCUCAUUUCGUUGUUGCUCAUUCCUGUUAGGCUGAAGUAUUCGGCCUUUCCACUCCGUGCCAGCUUGGGCUUCUUCCAACCGAGACUUCGAGUCACGCUAAAAGUAAGAAAGGAACCACUGUUGAUCCUCCGGUCAAUAGAUUAAAAAAAAAGGAAAGGAAAAGGAUAGUCAAGAUAGAUUA